ACCGUCAAACUACAGCAUCCCCAACCACGCGUUCAGAUUUGCGCACACGCUUCUUCUUCCUUCUCUAUCUCUCCCUCUAUAUAUCCUCCCAAGACUCCAUUCUUCUUCCUCACCCAAUUCUUCAGCGUUCACACCUUCCUUUCACACAAAACUCACCUUUUGAUCUUCCAAUUGGAACCUGUUUCUGUUGCGAACCUUGAUUUCACACCAACCCAGAGGACAAAGACCGAUUCUUUGAUGGAGAUUAGCCCGGUCCCAUUUCUUAAUCAGGAAGAUUAUUCACACUUCUAUAGCUUGUAUUCAGAGAUGGAUUCAUAUUUAGGUGUCAACGACAAUGCAAACAAGAGGGGUCGAAAGGACGACGAAGGAGGGAAUGAUGGUCGGAGAAGUGUUAAUGAGUACCAUGAUUUGAAGAAGAAUUCGUUGAAGGAUAUUUUCACUUCAUUGGUUCUGUUGGACGAAGAAGAUAAGCAAGAGGAGAAGAAGAGAGCUAUGGAAUCCGAGGAAGACAGAGCUAUGUUCGAGUAUAACUAUAAGCAGCAAACCCAAGCUAUGAAUGAUUACUAUGCACAGUUUCAGGACCACUACUCUCAGACGGAUGAGCUCGACCAUUCGGUAACCAAAAGGGCCCGCCGUUCUGCCUCCGCAAUGUCUGCUUCAGCUUCAGCUUCAGCUUCUGCUGCUGUUUCCGAAUCUGCUUUCAUUCCUGAUAAUGUGGGUUCUGAAAUUACGGCGCCGGCAAGUUCUGCAUCGCCGUCUUCGGGUCAGCACCAUCGCCGACUAUGGGUGAAGGACCGGUCAAAGGAUUGGUGGGAACGGUGUAACCAUCCUGACUUCCCGGAGGAAGAAUUCCGGCGAUCGUUCCGGAUGAGCAAAGCAACAUUUGAUAUGAUCUGCGAGGAACUUGACUCGGUGGUGAUGAAGAAGAACACGAUGCUUCGUGACGCUAUUCCGGUGAGGCAACGUGUUGCUGUGUGUAUUUGGAGAUUAGCCACAGGGGAUCCUCUUCGUCUUGUGUCAAAACGUUUCGGAUUGGGCAUAUCAACCUGUCACAAGCUUGUUCUUGAGGUGUGUUCUGCCAUCAAAACUGUUCUAAUGCCUAAGUUUCUUCACUGGCCUGAUGAAGGGAAGAUGAAUGAGAUCAAGCAGGAAUAUGAAUCGAUGUCUGGAAUACCAAACGUUGGAGGAUCAAUGUACACUACCCAUGUUCCCAUCAUUGCACCUAAGAUCAGCGUGGCUGCUUAUUUCAAUAAGCGUCACACUGAGAGGAACCAGAAGACUUCAUACUCAAUCACAGUUCAAGGGGUUGUAGAUCCUAAGGGGGUUUUCACUGAUGUGUGCAUUGGAUGGCCUGGUUCAAUGCCUGAUGAUCAAGUGCUGGAGAAAUCAGCUUUAUACCAGAGAGCGAGCAGGGGACUUCUGAAGGACGUUUGGAUAGUAGGAAAUUCUGGGUUUCCUUUAAUGGAUUGGGUUUUGGUUCCAUAUACCCACCAAAACCUCACUUGGACUCAACAUGCAUUCAAUGAGAAGAUUGGGGACGUUCAAAAAGUUGCCAAGGAGGCCUUUGCUAGAUUGAAAGGUAGGUGGGCUUGCUUGCAGAAGAGAACAGAAGUCAAGCUACAAGACUUGCCUGUUGUUCUUGGAGCUUGCUGUGUUCUGCAUAAUAUCUGUGAGAUGAGAAACGAAGUGAUGGAUCCAGAGUGGAACUUCGACCUCUUUGAUGAUGAGAUGAUCGCUGAGAACAACAUACGCUCUGCCAAUUCAGUCCAAGCUAGGGAUUACAUAGCCCACAAUUUGUUGCAUCAUGGUCUUGCAGGCACCAGCUUUUUGUAGUAGAUUUGGUUUUUUCUUCUUCUGAUUUUGUAUUUUUAAUCUUAUUGUCAUUCUUUUGGCUAUGUAUUCUUAGUCAUUAGCAGAGAAUGGUUGUC
Messenger RNA from Neltuma alba, 1928 nucleotides. Its product is annotated as protein ALP1-like. The record is from RefSeq and is a predicted model, not a curated record. NCBI's taxonomy places the organism in Eukaryota, Viridiplantae, Streptophyta, Magnoliopsida, Fabales, Fabaceae. The transcript has a single exon. The coding region runs from base 238 to 1833 and encodes 531 amino acids.